This is a messenger RNA of Penicillium roqueforti, 615 nucleotides long. RefSeq names its product GrpB family protein. The record is from RefSeq and is a predicted model, not a curated record. The transcript has a single exon. Bases 1 to 615 code for a protein of 204 amino acids. Lineage: Eukaryota; Fungi; Ascomycota; Eurotiomycetes; Eurotiales; Aspergillaceae.
AUGCCCGUUACAGUUGCGCAAAUUCUCGCGCCCUACGAGUAUAAACCAGAGCAAGUGGAGCGGGUAGCCUCCCGCACGGUACAACCUCCCAUUACCAUAGUUGAGCCCAACCCAGAAUGGCCGCAACGGUUCGAAGAAGUCAAAGCGCGGAUUCAAAAAGCCCUUGGGCCCUUGGUCUCGGAAAUUACUCAUUCCGGCUCUACCAGUGUUCCCGGCUUACCAGCGAAAGACAUUAUUGAUGUUGAUGUGACACUGAAAGAUGCCAUGAAUGAACUAUCCUAUGUGAAGCCUCUGGAAGAGGCAGGUUUUCGGUUCAUCUUGCGCGAGCCGCUUUGGCACCAACACCGGUUCUUUGUGGAGAACUGGCCCGAAGCCUACCACGUCAAUGUCCAUGUGUGGGGUCCCGACUCGCCCGAAGCUACGCGACAUCGUAUCUUUCGUGACUGGUUGCUCAAAACGCCAUCGGAUCUAGAACUAUAUGCCAAAGUGAAGCGCGAAGCGGCUGAACAAGCGGCUAUAGCUGGCGAUUCGAUGAUGGAUUAUACCCUACGGAAAGACGAAACGAUCCAUAAGAUCCUAGGACGAGCAUUCCGCGAUUUAGGCUAUAUUGAAUGA